CUUCAAGUGUCGCUUUAAAAGCCGGUGGACACAAGGGCGUGGGAGAAUAGUAACAGGCUACUGUCUUUGGGCGCAUGGUGCAAAAAAAGGGCCACCUGCCAUAAUGUGGUCUGUGUUUUUUGUAUUCCUGUCUUACCUGGACAGAAACUUUGUCAAAGGAGAAUUCUUAAGCUACUCUCUAGAUGGAGAAAAAGAGGCAAAGGCAAUGUUUCUCAUGCUCAACAGCACAUUCUGUGCUAAAAUGUCUGUAAUAGGAGAGAAUUACCUUUACCAAGUAUCGGAUGGAGUUGAAGAGGUGCGUUCCGUGCGUGACCCAGCCGGAAAACUCGUGGACUGCUCGGUGACAGUGAACCAAAUGCAGGUGAAGUCUUUCAUGCAUAUUUGCAGAUUGGGACUGAAGGAUAAAACAACCAAAUUAGAAAAUUUCAAAACGAGUUUUGCUCACUUGGCGGAUGCCAAAGCCAACUGUGAAGAGUUUCAGAGGAAAACGGAGCGCAAGAGAGUCAUCAAAAAUAUGAACGCACAUCCGAUACAGGAACAAAAAGAUGAGAGAGUGACUUCUGCCUCCAAUAAAGACAAGGUGUUAAGCAGAUCCAAGCGAGGAUUUACUUAUCCAGGGACACUGUGGUGCGGUGCAGGCAACAUCGCCGAUGAUGUUAAUCAACUGGGGGUAUUCGCUGAGACCGACAGUUGUUGCCGUGUUCAUGACCAUUGCCCCCAUGUCAUCCAUGCGUUCUCAUCAAAAUAUGGCUACACUAAUUUCAAGUGGCUUUCCAUUUCUCACUGUGACUGCGAUAAUGCGAUGAAGGACUGUCUGAGGAAAGUGAAUGACUCCUCAUCCAGGGUGGUGGGACAGGCUUUCUUCAAUGUCAUGGAGGUACCCUGCUUUGAGUUCAUGUAUGAGGAGCAAUGUGUUGAGAGGCACUGGUAUGGCAUGUGUAAAAAGUAUGAGAAGAUGCCUGUUGCAGUGGCAAAAGAGUCCAUUCCAUACGACUUUGGAGGCAUUGACGUUAUUGACGUAUUGACCUUGGCUCCUCCUAAACAGAAAGAGUCCAAUAAAUCAGGACAAGAGCAGGACGGACCGGAGGGUCCAACAGAGCCUCCGAUGUCAGGAUCCCAGACCACGGGUCCUGAGGAACCAUCUCUUAGUAACGUGGUCACGGCCGCAGAGGACUUCAUCAAAGUGCUCGCUACUGUGUCCACAUCUCAAAGUUCGACCACUGAAGCUGCCAAAGGAGAGGCGCAGUCCUCUGAGAAGAAGAAGAAAAAGAAUUCAGAGAAAAAGAAAAACAAAAAAAAGAAGGCUAAGGGGAGAGGGAGAAAGAGAAAGCAGAGGGUUGAAUCAAUCUCCAAAGCCGAGGAGGCAGCCCCAGGUACACCUACUAGCAGCAAGGCAGAGGAGGUCAAUAAUAAGAGUAACUUUGUUGAUGAGCCAAGUAAAGUUGUUCAGUUUAACAAGAACAUAAAUUAUUUGAUAGAUCUAGGGGGUAAAGAGGAGCCGUCCAAUGAUGUUAUGAAAGAUCAACCAAUGACAGAUGAGGAAAAUGCCUCAAUCACUACCUCCGUCUACGCAAACAGUCCUGUGAAGGAGCAGAAGCUGGAUACCCAAGCCCACACAGAGAAAAAGCAAACAGAACUCCUCUCUGUGACAAUCAGCAUCCCCACAACUAUGCAACAGAAGAGGUUGAGGCCAAGAAAAGGGAAGAAAAAACCCAACCACAUAUCUCCAACUUUUCCUCCAGAACAAGCUACCACCCACAAUGCCGUUGACCAGGAACUCCUGGUCAAGACCACAGACACUUCAGUUGUCCAGAGCAGCACUGCAACGAUCCCCUCAGAGCAUCCGGAGCAACAAAGGUUGGGACCCACCACAAUCCCUGCCCGCACUCCCAUUGUGGCUCCCCUCAAAAGAAAAAGACACAGGUCAAAAGAGAGAAAAAACAGAAAUAAAAGAAGGAAAAUCACCUCCUCUUCUCCUAUUGAGGAGGCUGCGGCUCAGCAUUCCACUAAAGAUGAGUUUAGAGAGAUUACAGGCAGCCCAACUACCACUACUGUUAAAAUGGCAAUGGACCUUGAGUCUCACAGACCAGAAAAUGAUAGUGAUAUGUCACCCUUAACUACCUCAACUAGUGCUACUACUACUGCUAGUACCUCUACUGCUGCAACUAUUGCUACAACUCGUGCUACUACAACUGGUGCUGCUUCCUCUACCACAACAGCUGCAACCUCUACUUUGAAUGCCCACCAAAACAAAAGGCAACGAUCAAAAGAGCGAGAGGGGAGAAAAAGAAGGAAAAAACUUGUACUCCCCCUUUUGGCUGACGCCACAUCUCCCCAGAGCGCUUCUGAAGAAACCAUGUCAGUGCUGUCUGCUACUGACAGCCCUACUGCGUUGACCGUUCCUCCCACGUCCACCAUGGGGCUGGUCGCCGUGGAGAUGGACGGUAACCGCGGGCGUCCCACUACCACGGCUGGAACUCUCGUUGUCACUGCAGGAGGACACGGGUCAAGAGAGGGAGAGCGCAAAAAAAGAAGGCAAAAAAACAGUCCAGCUGUUUAUAACGAAGGCGUUACACCUCAUAAUGACAAUGAAACUGAUCCUAGAACAAAGACGACUGCAAGGCUGAGACUCCAAACGAUGCCUUCUGAAGUUGCUGAGAUUGAAGAGUUGAAAGAUGGCAUUGAGCAGGUACUCUACACUGCACAGCUCAGCACACCUUCCAUGAGCCUCAUCCAAUCCAUUUUACAGAAGGCUGAAGAGCAACUAGGUUGGAAGAGAAGAAGAAAAACAAGGCUUUCUGACAAACAGCCCUGAAACUAUACUUAACAUGCUGCUAGCAUAGAACGAUAGACUGCAUUGCCAUCUUAUAUGACCAGUUGAUCUAUUGACUAGGAAAAGUUGCAAUGCUGACUAGUUGUUUUAUCUGUGAUAUUUGACAAAUCAACAUUAUAGCCAUUUUUCACAGUAAUCAUAUCAACGUGAUUGGGGGGGGGGGGGGGGGGGAUC
This is a messenger RNA of Hypomesus transpacificus, 3007 nucleotides long. It is a transcript of the gene proca1, whose product is annotated as protein interacting with cyclin A1. The record is from RefSeq and is a predicted model, not a curated record. Gene Ontology annotation, molecular function: A2-type glycerophospholipase activity. The coding region runs from base 104 to 2815 and encodes 903 amino acids. The transcript has 4 exons. NCBI's taxonomy places the organism in Eukaryota, Metazoa, Chordata, Actinopteri, Osmeriformes, Osmeridae. Gene Ontology annotation, biological process: arachidonate secretion; phospholipid metabolic process.